GAAACUGAAGAGCCCAUAGUCCUUCGGCGGGCGCUGUCACUGCUGGUGGCAAUGGCCGAGCUCUCCAAAGACUUCAUCCUCAGCAGAUGCGUCAAGGAGGUGCUGCCCCGCCUGUACCAGUGGCUCCGCAAGGCGGCGGCGGACAGCCACCUGAAGGACGCGGGCUCCUACUACCGCUCCAGCGCCGCCUACCUGCUGCAGAUCGCCGCGCUCGCCUCGCUGCCCUCGCUCGCCGUACAUCUGCGGUUACAGGACGCGCCGCUGGAUGACGCCAUGACUGCUGUUGACGCGUAUUUAUCCAACAAGCAGCCCAAGACUCUACAGACGUUAGCGGUGAACUUCUUCAAAGCGAUCCUGGACUACUCGUACGGCGCGGCGUGGUGGCACCUUCGCGCGCUGUGCGCUAACGACGAGCUCCUACAAGCACCCGCACGCCGCCUGGCGUCCGCGCGCGGCACGCCCUAUGUGGCCAACGACAAAGACAUUCAACACAACAUCGAAGCCAUCUUUGACAUUACCUCCUAAUCUUAAGCAUAUUUUUUACAAUUUUGAUAGAUUAUUAAUGAAUGGACUAAUAAAACAUUUUAAUGGCA
Molecule: messenger RNA, 593 nt
Organism: Ostrinia nubilalis (European corn borer)
Lineage: Eukaryota; Metazoa; Arthropoda; Insecta; Lepidoptera; Crambidae
Exons: 3
Coding region: 52-525 (157 amino acids)
Biological process (GO): chromatin remodeling
Cellular component (GO): cytoplasm
Source: RefSeq, a predicted model, not a curated record